Messenger RNA from Camellia sinensis, 1284 nucleotides. The record is from RefSeq and is a predicted model, not a curated record. Lineage: Eukaryota; Viridiplantae; Streptophyta; Magnoliopsida; Ericales; Theaceae.
AUGGUCACUCACAGAGGGAUCGAAGCGAAUCCGGAUCAAAUCAGAGCAAUACAGGAUCUUGAAGUACCAACAAAGGCUAAAGAGUUGCAGAAACUUGCCGGAAUGGCAGCCACACUGAAUCGGUUUAUUAGCAAAUCCUCAAAUCGGAUGAAGCCCUUCUUUCAGCUUUUAAGGAAAAAGGCAACAUUUGAAUGGAGUAGCGAAUGUACCGAAGCACUGCGAAGUCUCAAAAUAUACCUCAACACACCUCCUCUACUGUCCACUCCAGAGCCGGGAGAAGAGCUGUACCUCUAUCUAGCAGUCUCAGAUCAUGCCAUGACCGCAGUAUUAAUUCAAGAGGUUAACAAGGAACAGAGGCUUGUAUAUUAUGUUAGCAAGACUUUAUUAGAUGCUGAGACACGGUAUCUACCGUUGGAAAAAUUAGCAUACACGCUGCUUAUCGCUUCAAGAAAGCUGCAACAUUACUUCCAGGGGCAUACUAUAAACGUCCUCACUAAAUUCCCCUUCAGAUCUGUGUUCAGCCGAGCCGAUUUCUCUGGCCGAACAGCAAAAUGGGCAGUAGAACUUGGAGUAGUACAUAUUUCACCAGAAGGGUUUAUCUGGGAACAGGCUCUCAGACUCGGUUGGAAGGCUUCAAACAACGAGGCCGAGUACGAAGUGUUAUUGGCUUGCUUACGUAGCGCCGAACACUUCAGUGCAAAACAACUUCUUGUUUUCAGCGAUUCACAACUAGUGGUCAACCAGCUUUCUGGGGUUUAUGAAACACGAGAUGAAAGAAUGGCUAUGUACGCAGGAAAAGCCAAGGACCUGCUCAGAAAAUUUCAAUCCAUACGAGUGGAACGAAUCAGUUGGGGCAAAAACAGCCACGCUGAUGCUCUGGCAUGCCUAGGUUCAUCAGUGGAUACAAAGGAUGCCCGAAAAGUUUGGGUUGAGUUUGUACCAGAACCGAGUAUUGCGUCUCCAGUCCUCUGCAACAACUUAGAGCCGAGCUGGAUGGAUCUGAUAUUUGCUUUUCUGAAAUUUGGUACACUCCCUGAAGACAAAAGGGAAGCCAACAAGGUCAGACAUAAGUCAGCUCGAUUCUGGAUCUCACCAUCUGGGAAGCUAUACAGACGCUCCUACCUUGGCCCCUACCUCUUAUGUGUGCAUCCAAAUCUCGUCAAGAAUGUUCUCUACGAAAUUCACGAUGGGAUUUGUGGAUGCCACGUUGGCGGAAGGUCACUGGCACACCGAGCCCUCACUCACGGGUACUGGUGGCCACGGAUGCAACAAGAUGCGCAGUAG